Molecule: messenger RNA, 1078 nt
Organism: Eutrema salsugineum
Lineage: Eukaryota; Viridiplantae; Streptophyta; Magnoliopsida; Brassicales; Brassicaceae
Product: UDP-N-acetylglucosamine transferase subunit ALG14 homolog
Exons: 6
Coding region: 141-842 (233 amino acids)
Biological process (GO): dolichol-linked oligosaccharide biosynthetic process
Cellular component (GO): UDP-N-acetylglucosamine transferase complex
Source: RefSeq, a predicted model, not a curated record
CCGGUGAGUUUUUUUUGUUUCCUUCCUCCCUUAUCAUCGCCGUCGCAGAUCUUCUGUAUCGCUUCUGAGAAAUUUGUUUGCUAGUCUAAUUUCCCAGUUUGAUUUUGACGUUUGGAAAGAGAAGAGGGUUAUCAAGGAUCAUGGAGGAUAACUAUUGCUGCUUUUACUCGAAGAUGGUCUCUAAAUGCAGCAUCGGUUUGGUUCUAAUUAGCUUGGCGAUUGUUCUAAUGGUUCGUGUACUGUAUGUUAUAUACCGGUGUGGCAAACCUCUUCCGAAAGGAGCUUCACGGUCUUUUAGUACUCUUAUUGUUCUUGGCUCUGGGGGACACACGGCAGAGAUGUUGAGUCUCCUCUCUGUUUUGCGGAAGGACAGAUUUGCGCCAAGGUUUUACAUUGCUGCGGCUACGGAUAACAUGAGUCUCCAGAAAGCUCGUAGUUUUGAAGACUCUGUAGCUGAGAAGCCUGUUGUUAAGGAAGCUUCCUCACAGUUCACGCAAAUUUACCGGAGUCGAGAAGUUGGUCAGUCUUAUGUGACUUCUGUUUGGACUACAAUUGUUGCUAUUGUUCAUGCUCUGUGGCUAAUGGUCCGGAUCAGACCACAAGUGAUUCUCUGCAAUGGUCCUGGGACCUGUAUUCCUCUAUGUGUGAUCGCUUUCUUGUUCAAGGUGCUGGGAAUUAGAUGGUCAUCGAUCUUUUAUGUUGAGAGUGUAGCAAGAGUGAAAAAACUCUCAUUAAGUGGAUUGCUGCUGUACCAUUUAAAGAUAGCUGAUCAGUUCUUUGUUCAAUGGCCACAACUGCAAAAGAAGUACCCUCGGGCUCACUAUGUUGGGUGCUUGAUGUAAGCUGAUUGGAACUCUCCUCGCACCUCGAAUUGGUACAAUAACUUAGAACUGCUAAAUAGCCUACACUCUUUAUAUACAGGAUCAUUUUCGUAAUACUCGUCUUUGGUUGCUAUGAAAUCAAGUUUUAUAUUAUGAACUUUUGUAAUCAGCUACUGGUCUGAAUUUGUCCAUGCCAUUUCACUGAGCUUACGAUGUGAUUUUGGGUAAUCUUUUCCAAAACUAACGCAGAGUCGUUU